This is a messenger RNA of Schistosoma mattheei, 4343 nucleotides long. The record is from the annotation of a GenBank genome assembly. Lineage: Eukaryota; Metazoa; Platyhelminthes; Trematoda; Strigeidida; Schistosomatidae.
GAUAUAAUCAUUUUGUUCUUGCUGACCUUGACGUUUGUUGUUAGGUUCUCAAGUUGCCCAGUGGUAUUUAAAUGUUAGUGUAGGAUAGUGCGACAGCCGUGAGAGAAAUAAGUAGUUGAGCCUAUGUUUUAAUACUGAUCCUUUCUCACAGCUAUUUGCAGCAUAUAUUAUUCUGUUUGGGUACCAUUCCCAUUUCGGAUUUUAACCGUUGUUACUGAUACACUUCUGGUUAUAAAAUGAGUGACGACGAUCAAGUUGUACGACAAAGAACAGGGGAUGUUGUAGAACCAACUACUAUUACUGCUUCUUCGACUACUUCUAAUACUAUAAAUAUCGAUACACAAGAUGAUGUAUUAAACGCUAAGAAACAAACAAGCGAUGAUGAUGACGAUGAUGAACCAAUUGAUCCAAUUAGACCGGAUUUUGAAGCCGCUGAAAAACUACAUCAAGGUACAAGUCAUGUACCGCCAAUAAUUGAUUUCUUAAAUAAAUUUCUUCCACCACGUUGGGUUAAUUGGACUGUACGAUUAUUUACAGGCCUACUAUUAAUUUCAGGAUUUACACUUCUUAUUUACUUGGGUCCAUUGGCAUUAGUACUUAUGGUUUUAGCUAUUCAAUUGGCUUGCUUCUAUGAAAUUAUCAAUAUUGGUUAUUUGGUUUAUCGAUCGCAUGAUUUACCUUGGUUUCGAUUAUUAUCAUGGUAUUUUUUGUUUACAUCAAAUUAUUACUUAUUUGGUGAAAGUUUAAUCGCCCGAUUUCGAUUACUUUUAGCUAAAGAAGAUUUUCUACAACCAUGGAUAACUCAUCAUCAGUUUAUUUCAUUUUCAUUAUAUUGUGCUGGGAUUGUUGCAUUUGUUCUAAGUUUAGUUAAAAGGCAUUAUAUUAAACAGUUUACUUUGUUUGGAUGGACUCAUGUUACAUUGCUUAUUUUCGUUACAUCAUCUUAUUUCUGUAUUGAAAAUAUUUUCAAUGGUUUAAUUUGGUUUCUUUUACCAGUUUGUCUAGUUAUAUGCAAUGAUAUUAUGGCAUAUGUAUUUGGAUUUUUCUAUGGGAAAACACCACUUAUUAAAUUGUCACCGAAAAAAACAUGGGAAGGUUUUAUUGGCGGUGGUUUAUCCACUAUACUAUUUAGUAUAUUACUAUCUUAUAUUUUAUUAAAAUAUGAUUAUUUCGUAUGUCCAAUUGAAUGGGAUGAUACAAAAGGUUCUUUAACAAUGAAUUGUACUAGAAAUCCUGUAUUUAUAGCACAGAUCUAUGAUUUACCGAAGUAUUUAUUCUUUCUUCCAAUACGUCAAAUCACUUGGUAUCCAUUCUUACAGCAUUGUUUAAUUAUCAGUAUAUAUACAUCAGUUGUUGGACCAUUUGGUGGAUUCUUCGCUAGCGGUUUUAAGAGAGCAUUUAAAAUUAAAGAUUUUGGUGAUUUUUUCCCUGGACACGGUGGUGUAGUUGAUCGUUUUGAUUGUCAAUUAAUAAUUGGAACAUUUGUAUUAUUUUAUUAUAAUUCAUUUGUUCGAACUUAUAGUCCUGUUUCUCUAUUACCAAAAAUCUACAUUUUACCACCAAAUGCACAAAUUCUAUUUUAUCGUCUACUUACGGAUGGUCUUUAUAAACGUGGUCUACUUCCUAAUCAAUUAGUAGAUGCAGUAAAUGAAUAUUUACCAUCUCCAUCAGGAUCAAGUUCAACAACACUACGACCAACUAGUUCAUCAUCGUCAUCGUUGAAUAAUGUUGAAGUGUAGAAAGUAUUUGAAAAAAAAGAUCAACCAAUGAGAAUAUAAGCCAACAAGUGAUAGUGUUACAAACACACACACAUACAUACCUACAUGCUUCUGUAUGUUUGAUCGUGUGUGUGUGUAUUUGUAUUUUAUUAACACAUACACACACCACUAGAGCUACAGACAUACAUGUGCGUUUAACUUAUUUUUCAUACAGAAAGAUGAAAUAUAAAAUUACUUCGAUAAAAAUACUUCUACUAGUGGGCUUGGUGAUUGUUCAAGUUUGAAUUUUACAAUGAGAUUCCGAUUAAAAAUGUGUUGUUGUUCCCCCCCCACGCUCAUUAUUAUUAUUAUUAUUAUUAUUACUUAUUUGCUAACAGGCUUUUAUUGUAUACUUGCCCCUCGCAUAGACAAGUGUAUUGUAGAUCAUUAACAUAAUGAGAUAUGCACUCGCAUAUAUACAUAUAUAUAAACCGCAUACAGACACACACACAGUCACGCAUUAUGAGGUGUACGACUAACGUUAAUAACUAGUCCACUUUACAUUGAAAUUUGUUUUCAACUUUUAAAUUAAUUAGUAAAUAUUUGUUGUACUACUUACUAAUUUAUACUACUUAUAUAUGAGUAGUAUGUGUUGCUAGCUGAAUUGAACUGAAAGAAAUCGUUAAAUACAAGCAGAAAUUUUAAAUGUGAAUCAUGAAAGUGUCAAUACAAUUGUGUUUUAACAGAAUAUGUAGAAUUUGUUUCUUGUUUAUUAUUAUUGUAGAAAAUAAAAAAAAGAUACUGAUUUACUACUCUAUUCAAUCCAGUCAAUGUAGUAUUGUUUUAAUUGAUCAUCGUCAUCAUCAUUUAUUUUGUAUUGUUCACUUAUGUGGUGCAUUUCCCUCUCUCUCUCUCUACGUGUAACCGGCUUGUAUCUGUUUACAUAACCUCAUCAUUAUUAUUAUUGUCAUUGUCAGUGUUGUUAUCUGUUUUACACCCGUAUAUACUACUUACUAUACACUCAUUAACAUACAUUUUCUUAUCAAUAAGAGAAUAAAAGUAUCAAACAUUAAUAGGGGUGGGGAGACUGUUGCUAUUUCUAUUUAAUUAAAGUUAUGAAUAAUACUGUUAUGUCAUCCAAUGAUAUAUUCAUUCUGUGAUUUCUUCAUUUAAUAUCUAUGUGAUACAUAUUGAUAGAGUGUAUCAAUUUGACAGUGUGCAUAUAUAUAUGUGGAUAUACAUUCAUAUUUUCAUAGAUGCUUACAAAAAUAUUGUGUUUUCUUUUAAUUUUUACAUCGUAUCCUGUGUCACUUUGAUACAGAUGCAUUUAAUAAAAGUAAUGAUCUUUACACAUAUAUACACUUCCACUUAAUCAGUAUUGACACUUUCUUGUCUAUAUAGUUUAAUGAUGGAUUAUGUUAAUUCAAUUGUUGAUAGUCUUAUUAUGUUUCCUGAUUGGAAAGGGUGUAUGGUCAUUUUUGUUUCGUCCAUCAAAUCAUUCCAUCUAGGUUAAUGUGGAAGUGAUAUGAUUGGGCUAAAAUUAUUGUUCCUUAAGCAUUAUGGUCAUUUGCUAUGUUUUCUCUUUAAAUGACUUAAAAAAACUCAUGUUCCAUGAAAUGAGUAACCAAGACGUGAUAACAAAUGUUUCCAUACAUCUAAUAGUAUUGGAGGUUAUCUAGUUCAUAACUAACUAAUAAAUUGUGGGUUACUUCCUAUGCUCAAAGUUCAAAUAAGAUUUAUUGUGCUUAUCUCAAUUUAUAUACAAAUCAGUAGUCGUUAGAUAUUUCAAUCAAAUUCAGUUUAGGACAGCGUAUAUGUGAAUGUAGUCUGAUUUAGUAAUUUCAUUCAGUAAUGAAUAUUUUGUCGCCUUAUGGAUAAAUGUAAAUAGUUUCCGAGGGAAUUAAAGGUACUUUUAAAUUGAGAGCACACAUUUUGAUCUAGAAAUUCAUUUCUUAUUGCAUGAUAUUUCUCACUGUAUUUGUUGUUAUAUUUUUUUGUUAACUGAGAUAUUACUUAAAUGCUCAAAUCGGAAUCGGUGAUCUUAAGGAAUCAAUUCCUGAGCCAUUGGUCUAAGAGACUAACCCACAUGGAAGUGAUGUGAUGCGAGACGACACAAUCCUAUAGCUAGCAGUUUCUUUUUCCCAGGAUCUUUCAGCUUAAUUAUCCCACUGAUUUGAUAUCCAGAUUUUACCAACUAAUAUCAAAGUUCAGACAUGGAAAACAGAUAACAGUCACUGGAACCAACACAGUAUCAAACUCAGAAAACUCCCCAUGUAUUCUGAUUGAUUAAUAACUGUUGUGGAUACAGAAUAAUAUGCCAAUGAUUGUCAUGUCAAGUCUAUGGUGUCCUUGGACUUUAAAUGUACAUUUCUUAUUGGUCGAUGUUUAUUUCACUUGUUAAAUAUUUUGUAAAUGUUGUUCCCUAUUUUAUGGUACGAUGUGGUGUGCUUGAUUGGUAUAUAAAAAAAGUAUGUCUGAAUUACAAUGAUUCAUAUCUCCGAGGCUGUGACUUGUGUUCUGGACUCAACUGACUGGGCUAGACAGGGAAGCGAGACCAAUCGAGACUCUAGGCCGUCCGUACGUGUUUUACGCGUCACUGUAACCGAUCGAUAUAAACGCUGCGUAUCAAAACCUGCAGUCUCACCC